UCACAAUGUCAGGAGUCACGUCGCUCUUUUCGCUAAGCGGGCAAACCGCCAUCGUCACGGGAGGAACAAGAGGCAUUGGGCAGGCCAUGGCCCUUGCCCUUGCCGAGGCAGGCGCCGAUAUUGUUCUAAUCCAGAGAGACGAAUCCAACACUUCAACCCGCGACGAGAUUACCAACCGCCUCGGUCGAAAGGCAUGGAUCCACGUGGCAGAGCUGUCCGAUCGAGAGGCCAUCAAGGGGGUUAUCCCGGCUCUGACGAGUCAAGGGAUCAAACCACAGAUUCUGCUAAACUGCGCCGGUAUUCAACGACGGCAUCCGAGCGAGAAAUUUCCGGAUGAGGACUGGGACGAGGUCCUGCAAGUCAACCUAACGUCUGUGUUCACGUUAUGUCGUGAGUUCGGGGCUUAUCUCCUGGCUCGGGAUGCCUCCGAAUUCCCAUCCGGACGACGUGGUUCGAUCAUCAACGUCGCAUCGCUUCUCUCGUUCCAGGGUGGCAUCACCGUGCCGGCAUACGCAGCAUCCAAGGGCGGCAUCUCGCAACUGACCAAGGCACUCUCAAACGAGUGGAUAGCCAAGGGGAUCAACGUCAAUGCUAUCGCCCCCGGAUACAUCGCUACCGACAUGAAUGUGGCUUUGAUCAACGAUAACAACCGCAACGCGGGCAUCAUGGCUCGGAUCCCUGCAGGACGAUGGGGCAAGCCGGAGGAUUUUAAGGGCGUGGUCGUAUUCCUGGCCAGUCAGGCCAGCAGUUACGUUUCAGGAGAUGUGAUUUGCGUCGACGGCGGUUGGAUGGGACGAUGAAGUCGAAAUUUGGCAACGAAUCCUGCAACCUUGAUACAAAAAAACACACCACGAAUAGAUCAAUGGAAUAUUAUGAUUAGUCGUCGAACUCCUCGGAAUGUGACCGUUCCGAUAAGAGCCCUACCUAGCUAUCGGCGCAGGAGGGGGGUUAUGUUGGGUCAGGUCAUAUUUGCUUUAGUCUGUCAUACCACGGUGCUAGUCCCUGUUCUGGAUUGAUUACGG
Molecule: messenger RNA, 1022 nt
Organism: Aspergillus steynii IBT 23096
Lineage: Eukaryota; Fungi; Ascomycota; Eurotiomycetes; Eurotiales; Aspergillaceae
Product: putative 2-deoxy-D-gluconate 3-dehydrogenase
Exons: 3
Coding region: 6-800 (264 amino acids)
Molecular function (GO): oxidoreductase activity, acting on the CH-OH group of donors, NAD or NADP as acceptor
Source: RefSeq, a predicted model, not a curated record